AUGGCCUCGACAGUUCUCGUCUCGAGAGCUCCAGCUCCCGUAGAGCUGGAUUCGGACAGCACCGGGGCGACGGUGCCCAUUCUAGGUGCACGUGGUGAUGAGCCGUACUAUUUCGGACUGCCGCCGCCGCCCAUCUCAGGCGAGGGCAGCCGCCGUGGGAGACUAGCGAGGGUAUCGAUGCCGCCAUCGAUGCCAGGGAACAGCGCCCGGGAGGAUGCGGCACGACGAGGCAUCUUUAUGUACACCUACCUCGCCCACGCCGAACCGCCAGCAGCAGAGGUGGUUGCCGAUCCGAGAAGCGAUCUCACUGGUGGCGGCAGAAGCAGAAACAGUAUCAACAACGGCCAGAGAACCAGCAGCCGUAUCACCUCCCGCCACGACGCUAUCGAAGCAAAUAGUAAUGCAGCCGCGAGCCUGAACCCGUCCUACCAGAGCCACGACAGGUCCCAGGUCUCUAAAGAUCCUUCGACAGAUGCCCACAGACGUGUCGGGUCUAAUGUCAGCAGCAGCAGCAGUAGGCCGCCUCCGCCACUGCAGAGUCGCUCGGUCAACAUUCCUUUGAACAGUUCAGAAACGUAA
Pyricularia pennisetigena is the source of this 579-nucleotide messenger RNA. RefSeq lists its product as uncharacterized. NCBI's taxonomy places the organism in Eukaryota, Fungi, Ascomycota, Sordariomycetes, Magnaporthales, Pyriculariaceae. The record is from RefSeq and is a predicted model, not a curated record. The coding region runs from base 1 to 579 and encodes 192 amino acids. The transcript has a single exon.